Messenger RNA from Alosa sapidissima (American shad), 3209 nucleotides. It is a transcript of the gene prdm12b, whose product is annotated as PR domain containing 12b. The transcript has 5 exons. NCBI's taxonomy places the organism in Eukaryota, Metazoa, Chordata, Actinopteri, Clupeiformes, Clupeidae. The record is from RefSeq and is a predicted model, not a curated record. Gene Ontology annotation, molecular function: histone methyltransferase binding. Bases 381 to 1529 code for a protein of 382 amino acids. Gene Ontology annotation, cellular component: nucleus. Gene Ontology annotation, biological process: neurogenesis.
CACAAACACACACACUCCCCUUCUCCCCAGGCGAAGACACUCAAUGAAGAAGCUGGCUUUUCUAUGGCGGCACAAGCGGGCAGCACCCGAGGGGAGGGUCAUUAAUAACUAAUUAGACCGGGUCAGGCCGCCAGCAUAUAAGACCGCCGGGACCCGCGAGUGCGCAACGCGUCACAAGCAAACACAGACUUUCUUCUCAGAGUUUCUUUUUAACACGUUUGUUCUUAAAGCACAGUUAAUUUGAGCAUUUUAUUUUUAUUUUUAAAUUAAUUUACACAUUUAACAGACGUCUGUGUUCCCUGCGAUUUAAGUUUUGUUGAUUUAAUUGUAACACUUUUCAUAGCGAGGGAACUUAGAUAAAGUUAGGGCACUGGUGCGCCAUGGGUUCUGUGUUGCCUGCCGAAGCCUUAGUGUUAAAGUCGGGAUUUAAGCCUCCGACCUUCUCCCUCUCAGAGAUCAUCACGUCCGACAUCCUCCACAGCUUCCUGUACGGCCGUUGGAGAAACGUGCUGGGCGAAAACCUGCUCGAGGACAAGAGCAGCCCUGUGUGCCCCAAAACCGCCUUCACCGCCGAGGUGCUCGCGCAGUCUUUCUCCGGAGAGGUGCAGAAGCUGUCCAGCCUGGUGCUGCCGAGCGAGGUGAUCAUCGCCCAGAGCUCCAUCCCAGGGGAGGGACUGGGCAUCUUCUCCAAGAGCUGGAUCAAGGCCGGCACUGAGAUGGGGCCGUUCACCGGCCGCCUCAUCUCUCCCGAACACGUGGACCUCUUCAAGAACAACAACCUCAUGUGGGAGGUGUUUAACGAGGACGGCACCGUGCGCUACUUCAUCGACGCCAGCCAGGAGGACCAACGGAGCUGGAUGACCUACAUCAAGUGCGCCCGCAACGAGCAGGAGCAGAACCUGGAGGUGGUGCAGAUCGGCAGCAGCAUCUUCUACAAGGCCGUGGAGACGAUACCUCCUGACCAGGAGCUGCUGGUGUGGUACGGCAACACCCACAACACCUUCCUGGGCAUCCCCGGCGUGCUGGCCAUGGAGGAGGAGCCGCAGAAGAAACACAAAAACGAUGACCCGUCCCUGUGCGACAGCUCGUCCUCCUCGACACUGGCCUCCGCUAGCCGCAUGCGCUGCGUGAUCUGCCACCGCGGCUUCAACUCGCGCAGCAACCUGCGCUCGCACAUGCGCAUCCACACGCUGGACAAGCCCUUCGUCUGCCGCUUCUGCAACCGCCGCUUCAGCCAGUCGUCCACUCUCCGCAACCACGUCCGUCUUCACACGGGCGAGCGCCCCUACAAGUGCCAUGUGUGCCAGAGCGCCUACUCGCAGCUGGCCGGCCUGCGCGCCCACCAGAAGAGCGCCCGCCACCGGCCAGCAGGGGGCAGUAGCGCCAGCGUGGGCGUGGUCAGCGGGGCUGUGGUGGUGGGGCUCCAGACGCACUCCCCUCCGCCACCACAAAUGGCACCAGUGCCACACACACACACACACACACACCCAGCCUCCCUAGUGCACCACAUCCCCACUAUGGUGCUGUAGGACACACACACACACACACACCCACACACCCAGCCUCCCUAGUGCAUCACAUCCCCACUAUGGUGCUGUAGGACACACACACACACACACACACACACACCCACACACCCAGCCUCCCUAGUGCACCACAUCCCCACUAUGGUGCUGUAGGACACACACACACACACACACACACACACCCAGCCUCCCUAGUGCACCACAUCCCCACUAUGGUGCUGUAGGACACACACACACACACACACACACACACCCAGCCUCCCUAGUGCACCACAUCCCCACUAUGGUGCUGUAGGACACACACACACACACACCCAGCCUCCCUAGUGCACCACAUCCCCACUAUGGUGCUGUAGGACACACACACACACACACACACACACACACACACACACACACACACACACACACACCCAGCCUCCCUAGUGCAUCACAUCCCCACUAUGGUGCUGUAGGACACACACACACACACACACACACACACACACACACACACACACCCAGCCUCCCUAGUGCAUCACAUCCCCACUAUGGUGCUGUAGGACACACACACACACACACACACACACACACACACACACACACACACACACACACACACACACACAGCCUCCCUAGUGCAUCACAUCCCCACUAUGGUGCUGUAGGACACACACACACACACACACACACACACACACACACACACACACACACACACACACCCAGCCUCCCUAGUGCAUCACAUCCCCACUAUGGUGCUGUAGGACACACACACACACACACACACACACACACACACACACACACACACACACACCCAUGUCAUUAUAUUCCCCACUACGCUACACCUUAGAUCAUACUUGUCAGAUUUUAUAUAAAGAGUGCACUAAAUUACUAUUUGGUCCGAUAGCCUGUUGGUACCUACAGAGUGCACAUAUAUUAGCACAUAUGCAUGAAUACUGAUGCCCUGAUCACUUUCUCCGCCCUACUGGUGACAUGAAGAAAAUAUUUAUGUUUGCAUGUGAUCUCUGAAGAUGACGGUUUAAGAAGAUAUUUAUGUUUGCGUGUGAUCUGCGCAUCUUCUCUCUGAGGGGAGCAGAUUUCUGCAACUCUAUUUAAUCUAUUUGUAUUUAUCAAGCGUCAGGUUUAUAUCUAAAACUUGUGUAAAGAACAGCCACUGUGAACUGGUCUACUAUUGCUAACCCUUCCUGACUUUUCCCAGGACAAAGUGCCAUUCCCAGGAGGAGUGAGCUCCCUCUAGUGACCAUUUGGUGUCAUUACCUCCCUGUCAGGGACCAUAGAGAUUGGUAGUAUGUAAAUAAUCUAUAGAAUAUGUACAAUUGUUGUAAAUAUAAUUUCAAAGAUGUGUUUCACUUCCUAAAAUGCUGAGCAGUCACUUUACCUGUUUAUGAGUGUAUGUAAAACUUCUAAGUCAAAUUACUAUAUGAUGUAAGCUGUUUGCUUGAUCUAUAUAUGAUGUAAGCUGUUUGCGAAUACUUGAUCUAUAUAUGAUGUAAGCUGUUUGCUUGAUCUAUAUAUGAUGUAAAGCUGUUUGCUUGAUCUAUAUAUGAUGUAAAGCUGUUUGCUUGAUCUAUAUAUGAUGUAAAGCUGUUUGCUUGAUCAAAAUGAUGUAAAGCUGUUUGCGGAUACUAAAGACUUUGUAUCUUCUUCUUGUCUCCUAAAUAAAUGAUUUCAAUAUCA